Messenger RNA from Ustilago hordei, 1011 nucleotides. RefSeq lists its product as uncharacterized. The transcript has a single exon. The record is from RefSeq and is a predicted model, not a curated record. NCBI's taxonomy places the organism in Eukaryota, Fungi, Basidiomycota, Ustilaginomycetes, Ustilaginales, Ustilaginaceae. Bases 1 to 1011 code for a protein of 336 amino acids.
AUGUCCGUACCUGCACCUCAGACGUUCGCCUACAAGACGUUCGUCAAUACCGACGGCAGGGGCACUUCCAUUCCGGUCGAUGUCUACAUUCCGGAGACCAACAGCCAGACCAAGUUGACACCUGUUGUUUGGGUGCACACCGGUGGUUUCCUUCAAGGGACGCGCAAGUUCGUCCCACCACACUUCUUGCGAGCGGUCGCAAAGCACAAUCUGGCUUUGAUAGCACCCGACUUUCGCCUUUGCCCGCAAGUCUCAAUCUUUGAAGUGCUCGAGGAUGUCACCGACAGCAUUCGAUGGACACUGGACCCUCAAGCAAGGGCUGCUUCCGGGUUCAAGUCGGACCGUGUAGUCUCGGACAAGUACAUCCUUGGUGGCUCAAGUGCUGGUGGAUGGCUAGCCCUGCUACUCGGUCUCAGCCUUCAUGGCCAGGCUAAGCGCAUCCCGCAGCCGCCUAGUGCCAUCUUUUCCGUCUACGCUAUCACUACAGUCACAAAAGACCUCGCACCUUUCUUCUACGAACCCCAAAAGCCACUCUCAUGGGCCGUAGACGGCAAAGCCAUCGAGAAGCAGCCACUGGAACAGGAAGGACACCUCGCGAAAUGCCUCGACGCGAAUCACCAGCUGCUCGAGCAAUCAUCGGUCAAGAUUCGAACAGAAGCACCGCCAGCCAGCAACCCUGUGCGUGCAGCGCUCUACAACUUUGCACGACAAGAGGGCAACUAUCCCAGCCUUAUCCUCCAAGAUCCUUCAGAGAGCUCGCAAGUGUGCACUCCAAGCUUGAUCAAGUCAAAGGCAAAAGCGGCUGGCCCAUCUGUUCUGAUUGCUUACGGAGACUCGGAUCCGAAAGUGCCCCACUCUCAGUCACAGCAUGUAAUCGAAGCGCUCAAGUCGAUUGGCUACGAUGACAAGUCGCUGCACGUGAUUGAGGAGAAAGGUGCUGAUCAUUUGUUCGACAUGGAACCGGAUAAGGAGGUCGAGGAUAUGUGGAUUUGGCUGGCACGCCAGCUCUAA